Corapipo altera (White-ruffed manakin) is the source of this 6029-nucleotide messenger RNA. It is a transcript of the gene RNF169, whose product is annotated as ring finger protein 169. Gene Ontology annotation, biological process: double-strand break repair. Gene Ontology annotation, molecular function: nucleosome binding; ubiquitin-protein transferase activity. Lineage: Eukaryota; Metazoa; Chordata; Aves; Passeriformes; Pipridae. The record is from RefSeq and is a predicted model, not a curated record. Gene Ontology annotation, cellular component: site of double-strand break; nucleus. Bases 1 to 1989 code for a protein of 662 amino acids. The transcript has 6 exons.
AUGCGGGGUAGGCGUGGCCGCCGCGGCCCUUCAAAGUGUGGGAAGAUGGCGGCGGCGGCGGCGGGCGCUGGCGGCCGGGCCGCGCUGCGGGGGCGGCGGCGGCGGGGGCGGCCCGCGGCCGAGGAGGAGCAGGACGGGGUGGUGCUGGCGGUGGCGGAGUGCCCGGUGUGCCGGCAGGCGCUGGCGGAGGCGGUGACGGUGACGCCGCCUUGCCGCCACUCGCUCUGCCUCGCCUGCUCCCAGCGCUGCCUGCAGGGCCCGGGCCUGUGCUGCCCGCUCUGCCGCAGCCGCCUCUCCACACGGGCCCGGCGGCAGCAGGCCGAGCCCGCAGCCACCACGGCGGCCGGAGGAGGAGGCGGGGAGCAGCGGCCGCCGGACCAAGAUUUUAUAUUCAGAGCACCCAUUAAAUUAAGCAAACCAGGGGAACUCCGAGAAGAAUAUGAAAGCCAGCUAAGGAAGCUGAGAGAAGAAAAACUGCAAGAAGAAAAGGCAUCUGAGGAGCUGAUUCACAAGUUCGUUGUAGAUGACAUGGAUGUAGGGAAGAGAAAAACAGAGGAACAGCAGAAAAAGGACGAAUCUGUCGUGCUGAAAGUGAACCAAGAGUGUUUUCCUGAACGUCUCUCGGAUUCAGAGAAUGAAGAACCAUUCCAGGGCAAGCAAACGCACCGGUCAGCUUUUGUUUCCAAGACCUCCUUUGCUUUCCUUUCAGGGAAUUUAACUGCCAAGCUGGAGAGGAGUCGAAGCUGCAACGACACCAUUCAGGAGAGAUCCAAGAGCAGGCAGAGAUCAGCCCCAGCCAACAAAACAAAGGUGCUGCCUGUGACUGGCACGUCGACACCGCUGGUCGGGGUCCUGUCGUCCACCCAGAACAACCGCUGCCUCUCGGCCCCAGACCUGACGGCUGAGAAGCGCCUGGUCCUCACCGCCGUGUCGUCCCUCUCGGCCCUGCACAAGCCAGAGCGAUCCAUCAGCCCAGAGAGCAACGACAGCAUCUCUGAAGAGCUCAACCACUUCAAGCCCAUUGUCUGCUCCCCGUGUACUCCUCCGAAGAGGCUUCCCGACGGCAGAGUCCUGAGCCCUCUCAUCAUCAAGUCCACGCCGAGGAACCUGAACCGGAGCCUGCAGAAGCCAACCACCUACGAGGCCAGUCCAAGAAUACUGAAAAAAUGGGAGCAGAUAUUUCAGGAGCGUCAGAUCAAAAAGACUCUCUCUAAAGCGACCCUCACAUCCCUGGCUGCAGAGCCUGUGGAAGACGUUACGGUUCCUGACAUCACCAACUCCAGCACUUGCACUAAAGAGCAGCCACAAGUGCAGGAUGACCACCUUCCACCUGACACAAUGGGAGAGCCUCAUCCCAAGCUGGAUUCCUUCCCUUCCAUCAGUGAAAUGAAGCUGGGAAGAGGGAGCGAGAAGAACAAGGGUUCACAGGCCUUAACAAGAGAUGACAGUGCUGCCGAAGUAGAUGUGAGAUCAAAUGUAACCUCCUUGAACACACGAGUGUCUGAAGGCCCUGACCUAAAACUCAUGGACAAAUCCUGUCUUAGUCUUGGCCCAAAAAUGCUGAGCGUGGGCAUUGGCACGACGCUGCCUGACAGCAGCACACUCGGAGUCCCUGCCAAGGCACCGGCGAAAAAGCAGCUGAAAUACCUGAACAACAGCAAGUUGAUGAACGUGCAGAACAGCACCUGCAAUUCCGUCGGGAACAUCAUCACGGAACAGCCGCCGCUCCUGAGGCGGGGCCGGAAGAGAUGCUGCAAAACAAAGCACUUGGAGCACAACGGCUCCGUCAAGAGACUGAGGCACACAGCAGGGGAGGUGCCUCCGGAGGUGCGGGAGAGGGAGCAGAAGCUCCAGCAGGAGGAGGAGGACAGGAGGUUGGCCCUGCACCUCCAGCGGAUUUUCGACAGCGAGAACAGGACAGUGGACAGGCGGAAAGUCCGAGUGGAUCGGUACCUGCUGCGCUCCAAGAGCACUCUGGGAGCCAAGUAGCACUGGUGGGCCGUGCUGCCUUUCUAGAGGACGAUGAGGUUUAUCAGAUUGUCUUAUAGGAGAACUAUUUUUUGCCCUACUUCCACCCACACCAUUGUUUUCUUGUUCCAGUGGUAAGGCGUUCGUAGGUCCAGUUCGGAGAGAAGCCAGAGUCCUUUCAGAUUUGAAAAAAAAAAACAGGAGAGAAUGAGGAGAGAAAAUCCUUUCUGGUCCAUUGGUCUGAAGGCGUUGUUAUCCCUGUGAAUACACUGCAAGGCCUCCACGUGCACGUGGGUUCCCCAGCCUGGAGGGUUGUGAACAUGGGGUACGAGGUAAGGACCUCGUCCAUCCCUUGCCAAGGGAAAUCUGAGCUCUGCUCAUAGAAAUUAGGUUUGUUCUGUCUUACAGUUUUCUUCUCUCUGCCUGCCCGAUUUUCUCCCUCAGACUGUGGAGUCAGGCCUUAUCCAUGUCAAAUGACUUGAGGGCUGCUGGGGAGGGAGCCUGUUCUGUAUUUCUCCAAGGAAAUCCCAAAUAGAGCCCCGUGGAGUACUUAAAAAUGAAUGUAUCUCACUGUCUGCACCAGCAGUACAGACCAUACGUCACUUUCUUGAAGUAAAAAACCAAAUGCAGUUAAAAAAAGAGACCUAAAAUAAGGAUUUUACCGAAAAGCCUUAUAGGGACUUGUAAUUCCAUGUUAGUGACAGGGCAGAGAGCUUGGGUGGAGCAUUGGGCGCUGGGAUCCAGGGAGCUUUUCUCUUAGUCCCUGCCUCUUCCAACCCAGGAGGGUUUCCUGUUCUUCCCUCUAACACUGAAGGAAGGGAAAUGCCGGCUGGGUGAUUUUGUGAAGGACGUUCUCCCUGUUGACACGUACCCUCAGGAUCUUGCUUGGUUAAGAGUUCUCUCUCUAAGACCUGUUCUUACAUGUCCCAGAGGAGACAUCCUGAGGGAUCUGACACAUCCCUGUGCUCUCUAGGCACCCAAUGGUUGGCUUUGGAGCUGGGAUGGGAGACCAGCCUUCCACAGGACUUCCCCUGCUCUGAGCUCCCUGGCUCCAGGUCCAAACCACUAAAAAAGCUCAGGUGAGCAAUGCACUAAAAAUUCCCACUUCCAGGCAUAAAAUUGGGCCUGCGGCAGAGCUGGCCCAGAGCCUGGGCUUGGUGGAGCGUGUGUUCUCUGCCCAGAUGUGGCCUCCCACCCUUUGAAUGUUUGUAACACUCAUCCAUCCAUUAACUCUGUGGAUUAUUUCCAGUAAUGGAGCUCAAACAACACUGUUCCACCUCGAUCCUUGAAAGCUGCCUUGCAGAGUAUUCACUGGGAUCCUCGGAGCCCACAAGGAUCUUUGUCCAGGGUGGAGCUGUGGCGUUCCCCACCAGCCCACCCAUGUGCCAGAUAUUUUUGGGGAUGAGUACAGUGCUGGGGCAAGCUUCUCCAUGGAUGGUGUGAAGGGAGGACACCCAGUGCACUAAAACAAACAGAUCUGAUCUAAAAGAACAUUCGUUGCCCAAUUUCCUCUGUCUAAAACCGGUUGAAUUUUCUCCCUCCAUCUUAAAACGGUUAAAAAGAAAACAGGAACUGGUUUUCUUUUUCACUGCAAGGACCCUGGCAGGUUUUUUUUUUUUCCCUAAUUGAACUGGAUUUUUUCAAAAAAAAAAAAAGGACAAAAAAAAAAGAAAUCUUAUAUUUUAAUGGAUAAAAUUUAUAUAUUUUAAAUACUAUAUUUCAAAAGAUUGACACUUUUGUUUGGAGAAAUCUUAUAGCAAUGAUUCCAUAAUAUAUAUCUGUAUCUCUGGAUCUCCUUGCCACCCAAACUACUGGAUGGGUAAAGUUGUCCCCAGGACUGGUGAGACCUGGCCUGCUCUGUCUUCCCAGCAUUCCAGGCCCUCUCAGAGCCUUGGGAGGUGUUGCUUGAAUCGGGUGCUUUUGGCCCAAACUGAGUGCUGCUCCUCUUUCCAGCUGUGAAUUAGAAGGAAAUUGAGGAAUUAGAGCCUUGGCCAGAUCUGGAAGAGUAGCGUGGAGAGAAGGAGCGAUGGCCUGGAUCUGCCCUUGGAGUUCAGGAGGGAAAGCCACAGCUUUAACUCACAAUCCAUGUGGUUUCUCCCAACAUUUUGAGCUAAAGUAUGCACUUCCCAAGUGCAUUUAGAUUUAGAAUUAUUUUUCCACAGUUAAUUCCUGGAGCCCCAGUCAGACUUCCUUAAAGUUUCCUUCUUUCUCGUGGCACUUCUUGUGUGGGUUCAGCCAGGCCUGGGCUGCCAUACCACAAAAAAAGCUAGAUUUACAUGCUGAAUGUAUCUUUCCUUUCCCCUCUUAAAACAGAUUUCACAGCCCAAUGCACCAGGACAGUGUCUUAAAUAUCUCCUUUUGAAAAGAUUUUACAAAUAUUUUGGGGGUUUAUGCGUUAAUCUCCUCUUUCCAAAUCUGAGCUGGGCAGGGAGGCAUGCCUCAGCUGGAGUUUGUCCCCAGCCAAAAAAAGCUCCAUGGGACCCCUCGUUCCCCCAGCUCCCCCCAAAACAGAGAUCCCAACUCCCCAAGCAUCAUGCACAGGCUGUGGCAUCCACAUUUAAGGAGACCUUUAUAUGUGGAAUCACAAUCGUGGAAGGGUUGCGGCAAUGCGAAGCAGGAUGAAUGUUUUAUUAAUUUAACACUCUCAAAGCCUGUGUAAGCUUGCACAAAGGAAACAAAAAUUGUAAAUAAUUACACUCAAAAGAGCAGGAGUUCCCAGCCUCUCCCAUAAAAAGGUCAGGAAUGGCACUACCUUUGCCAGAAAUUCAGCCAGCUGAGGAGGAAAAUACCUCUUGCAAGAUGUGCAGAGGCCUGAGAUGAAACCAAGUAUUUAUUCACACUUUAGGAAAGUCCUUUCUAACCCUCAGCCUUCCCUCUGGGAUGAAGGCAUCCUUUGUGAGAGCAUCCUCCCAGAAUGUGAAGCUGGGGUUGGUUCCAUGACUUGUGUCUGCCAAAGAUGCCACUGACUCCGGAAAGUUGCUUUCUAACGCUCUGGAGCAAUUUGCCUGGGAAAAGCCGCACGGAAAGGUCCGUGUUUGGAGCCAGCAAGAUCAGAUAAAUGAAGGAAAAGUGCCAAAAGGGAUCAUACCAGGUGAUUGUAUGAUGAUGUUCUUAUAUUGUCAGUAUUUCUCUUCCAAUGCUCUUGUACCUGCAGUGCACAGUAGUCAGGAAGUGUAACUUGACCAAGUAUUUUCUCAAUGAAAGCAAAGGGGGAGGUUGAAGCCUUAAAGACUCUCACUGAUUUUAAAAACCAAGCCUUUAGCACUGCUCCGAGGGGAGAGACCCUCCGACAGCCCUGUCCUGUCUCCCAGCUGUCCAGCAAAAGCCUGACGAAGAGCUUGUCCUGUGCAUUAGGGGAAGCAUUUCAGGAAAACCUGGACCAUUUCACACCUGAGGGCAAAACUAACCACUGUCCACGAUGAACAUCCAUGGAUGGGAGCUGGGUAGAAGCACAGCAUGGAAACUGGGAUGAUCCACACACCUGACACAAACUUUCCCCCUCCCCAUGUCUGGAAAACGCUGCAACUCAUCCGCUCUAGAAUUAGCUCUUCACUAUGCAAAUGGGAAAACCCUCAGCUGGGCACGGAUUGGGAUUUGCUGUCAAACUGUUCAAAACAAACCUAGAUGUCGCUACACUUUUUUUUUUUUUUUCCCAAUAAUGCUUUAUAUUGUGCUUUUCCAUUUGUGGAAAAAUUCCAAUUGUGCUUUCGCGUUCUAAGCUUGCCAGCAGAGCACUGGGCUGGUGACAAGACUUUCACGGUCAUUUUGGGUCUCAGCUGAACCACCUGAAUGUUUUCAAAAGGCACCGAAGGACCUUUGACUUGCAUGUGUGAAAUGUGUGAGUGGAAUGACACGCAGGCAAUCCCUCAUGUUGUGGCUUCUGUUUGUUUGAAACAGAGUAAAUCCUGCUUGUGAAACAACUGUCACAAACCAGAAACACGCCAACAAAUAGCAAAUGUGUACAAAUAAUGUUGUACGUUUUAACAGCAACCAGGACUUGGAGAGACUGCAGGGCAGAGGCCGAGGUUCAAACAGAAUAAAACCAGGUUCUGACAGUGAAA